Oncorhynchus gorbuscha (pink salmon) is the source of this 5181-nucleotide messenger RNA. Its product is annotated as potassium voltage-gated channel subfamily V member 2-like. Gene Ontology annotation, cellular component: membrane; voltage-gated potassium channel complex. The transcript is spliced from 5 exons. Lineage: Eukaryota; Metazoa; Chordata; Actinopteri; Salmoniformes; Salmonidae. The record is from RefSeq and is a predicted model, not a curated record. Gene Ontology annotation, molecular function: delayed rectifier potassium channel activity. The coding region runs from base 3228 to 4784 and encodes 518 amino acids. Gene Ontology annotation, biological process: protein homooligomerization; potassium ion transmembrane transport.
AUGUAUACUGGAGUGAACAGGCCACCCACUCAAUCUGUAGUGCUGACAAGCACAAUGGCAGCCUCUACAGAGUCAUCCUGCCCAAUAUCGCUUUCCCUGGUACGCUUUCCCUGGUGAACUCGUUCACCCAGUUCUUCAACCAAAAGGCUCUGCUGUAUGUGGGAAUACCAGUAGAGUUUCUCCAUAUGAGUGUGUGCCAUACCUUUUCUCUGGAACAGGCUCUCCCAGCUUCACCUGCGUUUCUCCAACAGGUGAUGUGGUGGUGGUGGAGGGAUGCGUUCAGGCCCUCCAGAAAACUCGCCUUCCAAGAUUUCUCCCUGAAAAAGUCCCAGGAUCCACUCAUACAUGGCCCCUGAGACUUGUCCUGUCAAGGACACUCUGCUAAAGCUGGACUUGGACUGCAACUGAGUGUCCCAAGCCACUUGUGUAAGAGAGACCGGUGUCCAGCAGUGCUCCCGCUUGACUGUGGCUUUCCACUUCAGUUUCAAUGAAGGCUAGAAAAUGACUUGUACAAUUGACUUGAACAAUAUUUUCUGUGAAUUUUUUUCCAAGCUAUUGAUUUUCCUGACUUGACUGUAAUUUAAUUAGAAUUGUCCCUAGCCUUGGCGGUCCUCAUGCAUAUCAGUUAUUUAGCUACAGAUUGACACCUCUGCCUAUCUGGGGUACUGUAUCCCUUAUGCAUACAGUUUCAUUGUGACAUCUCAAUGUCCCUUUGCACUCAGUUGACUAAUCUGUCCAAAGAAAGUUUUGUAAUUCAUAUUUGGACUAAUAUGUAGAUACAUUGUGUGUGUAUCUAUCACUCCACAUUUGAUAGUGUAUGCAAAACAAUGUACCAGCCUUACAACUGAACCAGCCAUACACAGAGACAUGGGUUGUACAUUCUGCUCCUAGUCACAUGCAUCUCUGCUGUUAUCUGGUGUUUGGGGAUCAACUGAAGUUGAGGUGUGUUUUAAUAUAAAAUGACAACAAGGGGGUAGAAGGUGGCUCUGACAUUGAAGUAGAGUAUUCACGUAACUCUGUAAUCAAGUCAUUUUUUGUACUGGUCUGCGUUGUUUAGAUCAGUUGCUAUGCCUUCUUUGAAAAACAAUUGUUUGCCUUUUGAUUAUUGUAAAUUAUUUGUUGUCCUGUGUUUAAUCUUAGGCAUUCUUCUUUGUUUUUUCUUUAGAUUCUUAACUACUGAGUGAGCUUUAUUUAUGUUUUGAAUGGAGGUUCUAUUUAUUUUUGGAAGGACUGCCGUUAUUGAAACCUGACCGUUUUUGUGGUUACUUUUGAAUAGUCUUUCAGUUCAUCUUUACUUGUUGACAGUUGAGUUUAUUUAAUUGAAAUGAAAUAAAAUAGCUUUCUCCAUAUUCCAUGAGGUGAUUUCAUUAACUAAUAUGCUAUCUUUCAUAGUUGGCAAAUAAUAUAUCUUAUCACCUUAAUUGAUAAAAGGCUUGAUCCUGCAAUUGCAAUAAUGACGAUACAUUUUGAAUGUAAAAUUGCUUUGUACAGUGAGUAAUGUGGUUGCCUUUAAACCAGACAUGACAAGAAUUAUGAGCAGAGAGGAGAGCUGCGCCUUAAUUCCCUUACUUCCUUAUUAGUUCAGAUCAAGGAAAUGAACAAGGUAAUAAAGCAGCUUUGGAUUACUAUUGUGAUAGAUGUCGUUGGAAACAAGAUACAGAAGCAUUGUAAAGCUAUCACUUAGAGUAAUACUUUUUAUUAUCACAGGGCAGUUGAACAUCAACCUGUCAAACAUUACCAUAGUUAAGCCCAUUUGUGCAUGGCUGUCUUCUAAAUGUAUAGCCUUAGGUGACUGUUGGACUUUUGACCUCAAGUCUUCUGAGGCGAAAGGGUAUCCAGGUUAAGUAGUUUUCUGAGGAUGCACAAUCAGGUCCAGUAGAGUGGAUUACGGUGGCGGGGAUUACUGAAUGAUUGAAUGAAUUAUUGACCUCAUUGUUCUUAAUUGAUUUACCUGUAUAAAUAAAGGUGAAAUAAUAAACAAGUAACAAAUUGGCACCAAUGACUGCUAUGCUAUCUAUGGCUGCAUCCCUCAUCUUGCCACAAACGGAAACUGUCAACUACAAUGUUCCCAGUAAUAAUUAAAUUAGAGCACAUUAUUUUACGAUUUCCAUAAUUCAAAUCUGAAUAAAGAAAAUUUAUCGGCCAUUGUUUGAGGAAGAUUGGUUAACUGGUUCAGGAUGUGAAACGUAAUCGUUGAGAGAACAAUACAGUGAGUGUAAGAGAAAUGACUUGUGGCCCCGUUCAGACACAACCCUUAGCCCCUACACUAGGCUCUGGGAUCUGACUGGCCCUGUUCAGAUACAACUCCUAGUUCCUACACUAAGAACUUGUGUAGAUCUGAAAGGAAUGGAUAUGUUUCAGCAGGAAGGCACAUUCCUCCUUAGCCUAAUCAGAGGGCAAAGUGGAUCUGGCAUCUACCAUGUUCUGUACAUGUGUAUUUUAUGACCUGUAAUGAGUUUCUAAUGACAAUUUCUGUGGAAACAGACAAACGUAUCUUCUCACUACCAAAUUGCUUAACCCUAUCCACUUUUGGAUCAACAUGAAGUGUCUAGGAAGUAGAGACGACAUGGGUUGGUUCUGGAUGGAAACCACGUUUCUUUAGAAAGAGCAGUUGACAAAGUGUUAGUGACAGCCUUGUGCAAGUGUUGAAGCCAGCGUCCUCUUCCAAGUUGAAAAUCUCCACAUGAACGUGUGCACUAAUCUCCCCCUGUCCCUCCUAUUUAUAACUGCUUUAAGAAAGAGGAAGGGCAGCAAUGAGAUUAGAUCAGAGCCUCAUGGAUCUUCUGCUCAAAUGACUUUUACUCUUCUUCCCCACAUAACGGUCCUCAUCAGGAGAAGAAAAGGAGGCUUUGUUCUUCCCCUUGUUGCCCUUUGGACUUACAGGACCACAAAUGAGAAGUACUGCACAAAGUAAUGCCACUGAAUGGGAUAACUGGGCCUAGAUGAUUUUUAUAAGACGCUUCAGGUGGCUCGGCAAGGUGCACUGAGUCGAUGGAGCUUUUUUUCCGGCAGUGUUUCCUCCCUUGUUCUUCUGUUAACGUCUGAUGAAGACUGCACCCUGGUUGAUACGACUCGCACUUCUGAGUGUUGGAACUGCGUAAUUUGCCUUUGUGUUAUCUAAUAUUCUUGUGCUCUAUUGUUAUCCCAUCUGGGACUGGUUGGUUUCUAUGCACAAUUAACAGCCAGCACUCACAGAAAACCUAACAAAAGUGUCUUGAAAGUGCAUCAUGGAUGCUAAUAGUGCUCAGCUAAAGACUAAGCUGAAAGAGCGACGCUCUACCAUCAAUGUGCUGGGAGCCAGUUUCUCACAGUCCAUUGAGGAAGAAAAGGCCUUCUAUUUCUCCCAGGGCAGUUCUGUUAAGCCAUGGAACUCUUUGGAACACCUGGACAGCCCUGCUCCUGAGGGCCAGAUCCCAAGACACCAAAAAGAGACAUUGAGACCACAACAUAACAUUAACAUCAACGUAGGGGGAAAAGUCUUUCACAUUCCCAAGAAGAUGGCCGUCAGAUUCCCUCGCACACGGAUAGGCUCCUUGGCCCUGUGCACAGACCGCGUCAAACAGCUCACUCUGUGCGAUGACUACUCGGUGCUCAGCAACGAGUUCUUCUUCGAUCGCGACCCAACUUUCUUUUACUACAUCUUUCAUUUCUACAGCAGUGGCGUUCUGUGGGUGAUGCAGGAACUGUGCCCUAUCAACUUCGAGGAGGAGAUGCAGUACUGGGGCCUGAGCUGGAAUGACACCCAGCGCUGUUGCCGUAUCCUGUUUGAGGAGAAGGUGGAUGAACUCCGGGACAAUCUGAAGGUGGAAAAGGAACUCUUAGCGGAGAUCGAGAUAAAGCAUGAUGAGGAAGGCUACAAGACCAUGUUCCUGGGUGGAAUUCGCAAAGACCUCUGGGACCUGAUGGAAAAUCCUUACUCCUCGCUGUCGGCCAAAUCCUUUGCAGUUUUCUCUAGCCUCCUGGUGCUCAUCUCCAUCGUGGCUAUGACCCUCAACACUGUGAAGGAACUGAGGACCCACACCCUCUCUGGCAAGACCUACCUGGAAUGGGUAGAGAUCUUCUCUAUUCUCUUCUUCACAAUCGAGUACUUCAUGCGCCUUGUUACGACUUGUGACAUAAAGCACUUCGUCAAAAGCUCCCUGAACUUGGUGGACCUGGUGGCCGUCAUGCCCUACUUUAUCCAGCUGAUAUUUGAAGCGUUUGCCAACGUGGAGGACCUCAGUGCCCAGGAAGAUCUCAAAACCCUGGCUCGUGUCAGCAAGGUCAGCAAAGUGCUCAAAGUUGUCAAGCUUAUGCGCAUCUUUCGCAUCCUGAAGCUGGCCCGUCACUCCACCGGCAUGAGGGCGUUUGGGUUCACCCUGCGCCAGUGCUACCAGCAGGUGUGUUGCCUUUUCCUCUUCAUCGCCAUGGGCAUUUUCAUGUUCUCUGCCCUCCUGCAUUCGGUAGAACGGGAUGUCGAAGGCUCUCCAUUCAGGAGUAUUCCUGAUACCUGGUGGUGGGCGACUGUGAGCAUCUCCCAAGUGGGUUAUGGGGACGUGGUGCCCGUAUCCCUUCCUGGCCGCGUGGUGGCAUUCUCCUGCAUCUUCUUCGGCAUCAUUCUCAAUGGCAUGCCCAUCUCUCUCCUCUUCAACAAGUUCUCAGACUACUAUGCCAAGCUCAAGUACCAAGAGUCCACCUCAACCGGUGUGAAACGCCGCUUGAUGCUCAAGGCCCGUCUCCGUCGCAAACUGGACGUGUGCUUCAAUCCCUCUAUGGGCGACCUGGAGGAAGGCAGGAGCCACUGAGCUCUAGACAGGAUGUACUUUUUUUACAUUGCAGGGGGUAUUUCAAGACUUCUCUACCAAAUCACCAGUGGGGAGGUGGGGUAGGGUCUGGACUAAUUGGAGUGAAAUGGAGCUAAUGAUAAGGACUGGGGACACACAAAGCAGACUCAUAGAGAGGAUGUACAAGGGAGGAUGUGGGUGUCACCUUAUGUUGGGAACUGAUACUGCGAUCUUGAGAAAAUUCCUGAUACUGUAGAGCAGUUCCUGUAAAGUCAAUGAUAUGUGGUGUAUUGUGCAUAGUGUGUUUGUUUAGCAGACCAGAGUGUUGUAAGUUACAGUACAUUGUAAAUGCAGUAUACCAUGUUGCAAUCUUUGCUCUAUUUACUUGCACAAAUUAAAGCUGAUUCUUGUCAUAGUC